AUGCUACGGGGUCGAGCAGAAAAAGUAGGCAGCGACAAUCGGCAAUCAAGGCAGAACGGAGAAACUGCAAUUAAGGAUAUUCUUGAAAAGAAAAGCAAGAAAAUGAGCUUUGGAAAGUGGAACUUCAAGGCUAACAGAAAAGAUCAAAAGUAUUUGGAUCAGAUUCAUUCACUGGAGGCAAAAAUAAACAACUACGAAGCUAGGACAAGAGAUAUCUUCAAAAUGCACAACGAAGAGAUACGCGAAAUGAAGCACGACAAAGAUGAGUUGCAAAAGAGAAUUGACCGCCAAGCCAAGAAAAUUAUAGAACUAGAAUCAGAAGUAGCACGUCUUCAACUGUACAAUUCUACGUUGAGUGAAGAAUCGGGCUCGUCAAGUAUUGUAUUAGUAAAGUACCAAGAGGCUAUCAAAAAACGGGAUGAUAAGAAUAACGCUUUACAAUUCGAGUUGCAAAAGCUCAAAAACACUUACAACGAUGAAAUCAACAAGUACAGAGUAACGCUAGCGACGAAAAAGCAGUUGAACGAAGAAGAACCUGAAGCACCGGAUAAGUCACUACUAAAAAUGAAGCGGGAAAUGUUUAGUCGAUCAGGAAUUUCUGGAGAAAGAGUAGAUAUCGUCCAUCAGAAAGAUGCGAAUUCAAAUGCCCCUAAAACACAAGAUGAGAGCGACUUUCUAAGGAAAAUCUUGGUGAAGCAGCAGUUCUUCAAAAAUCUUGAGGAAGAACAAAUCACAAAUUUAAUCGAUUGCGCCGAGAAGCAAGCUUACUGCAAAGGAUCUGAAAUAAUUGUGGAAGGAACCGAAGGUAAUACCAUGUUCAUUCUCAUCUCUGGAAGCGUGAAAGUCAUGAAGAACGGACUCUACAUUACAUCAAUGGAAGCUGGUGCUUUGUUCGGGGAAGUUGCUUUGCUCUAUAAUUGCAUGAGGACGGCUCAAGUCGAGGCGGAAAAUGAUGUCCAUGUUUGGAGCAUCAACAGAAAGACCUUCCAGAAUGCCAUCAGAUCUGCUGGUCAAUCUAAAGACAGAGAAAAGCGAAAGCUUCUUUCUUCCGUCGAUGUUCUCAAAGAUUUGAGUAAGCUGCAGAUGACCAAGCUCGUUGAAUGCAUAGAAGAGGAAAUCUUUGAGUCAGGACACCAAAUUAUUCGCCAAGGUGACCAGGGCGAUUUAUUUUAUGUCAUUCGUUCCGGAAAAUGCAGUGUUACUAUCAAUCAAAAAGACGGAUCUGAACGCGUAGUCAGCAAGCUCACUCGUGGAGACUUCUUCGGAGAACGCGCACUUUUGAGGAAGGAGGUUCGAGCGGCGAAUGUAUACGCUCUGGGGAAAGUAACCGUCUACUCACUCGAACGUGAUUAUUUUGUUCAACUUAUUGGUCACCUAGACAACUUGAAACAUAAGGAAGCAAACGAACCGGUCGAGGAAGAAGUUAAACGAGUGAUUAAUCCGCUCGUGCGUCGGGUUCAACUGAAAGACUUGAAGAUCGUUAAAGUCAUCGGACGAGGCUCCUUUGGUCCGAUUAAGAUGGUCAAAGUCCCAGGCAUUUCUCAUAAAAGCUUUGCGCUAAAAUGCAUCAAAAAGAUCGAGGUCGUAAAAGAAAAUUAUCAACCGCACAUUCAAGAAGAACGAAAACUCCUCGAAUCCAUGAACUCGCCAUUUGUUACCUAUCUUUUGAAGAGCUUCAAAGAUAAAAGAAUGGUCUACUUUUUGACUGAUGUUUAUCUUGGUGGAGAUUUGCUCACGUCGACUCAUUCUAAUGUUAAUUCUAAAUCCUCAAAAAGUGACACUGUGGCUCGUUUCUACGCUGCCUGCGCCAUCGAAGCUAUCAGCUAUCUUCAUGAACGACUCAUCUGCUACAGGGAUUUAAAGCCUGAAAAUCUCCUACUCGAUUCAAACGGAUAUGUCAGACUUGUCGAUCUUGGAUUCGCUAAACAAAUUCCAGCAGGAACAAAAACUUGGACCUUCUGUGGCACUCCUGAAUACAUUGCUCCGGAGAUCAUAACUUCUGCUGGGCACAAUCACGCUGCGGAUUUUUGGUCACUUGGAAUUUUGAUUUACGAGCUUCUUACCAAGUCGACGCCCUUUGCAGCAGACACUGAUAUACAAAUUUACAAGAACACUCUGAAAGGAAUACAGAGCAUCGAUUUUCAUUUCCCGUCAAUUUCUAAACGCGCUGGUCAUCUUGUUCGUUCUCUCUGUCACCUUUCUCCCUGUGAGCGAAUUGGUUACGGAAGUUGCGGAAUCGAUGGCAUUCGCAAGAAUCACAAAUGGUUUGAAGGAUUCGACUGGGAAGCGCUCAAAAAUCAGAAGAUACUAGCGCCAAAUAUUCCAAAUUUGAAGAAUGUAUUCGAUUAUUCGAACUUCGGCAAGUUCAAGGAUGAAGACGACAAAGACACGCCAAUUGAAGAGUCUGGCUGGGAUGAGCAUUUUUAA
Oikopleura dioica is the source of this 2427-nucleotide messenger RNA. The record is from the annotation of a GenBank genome assembly. NCBI's taxonomy places the organism in Eukaryota, Metazoa, Chordata, Appendicularia, Copelata, Oikopleuridae.